AUGGAAACCAGAAACCAAACCAGAGUUUCCGAAUUCUUUCUCCUGGGACUGACAGAGGAUCGGGAACUGCAGCCCGUCCUCUUCGGCCUGUUCCUAUCCGUGUACCUGGUCACGGUGCUCGGGAACCUGCUCAUCGUCCUGGCUGUCGGCUCUGACGCCCGCCUCCACACCCCCAUGUACUUCUUCCUCUCCAAUUUGUCCUCCACCGACCUCUGCUUAAGCACAGCCACCAUCCCAAAGAUGCUUGUGAACAUCCAGACAGAAAGCAGAUCAAUUAGCUACGCAGGCUGCCUCACUCAGAUCUGCCUUGUCCUGGUUUUUGCCGUCUUGGAAAACUUUCUACUCGGAGCAAUGGCGUAUGACCGUUACGUGGCCAUUUGUCACCCCCUUAAGUACACGGACAUCAUGAACCCACGCCUCUGUGGUCUGCUGGUGCUGAUAUCUCUGUUCAUUAGCAUCGUGGAUGCACUGGUCCAUGGUCUGAUGGUCUUGCGGCUCUCUUUCUGUGCAGACCUGGAAAUCCACCACUUCUUCUGUGAACUCGCUCAGGUACUCAAACUCACCUGCUCUGACACCCUCCUCAAUAACAUCCUGCUGUAUUUGCUGGCUGGCCUAUUUGUUGGUGUUCCUGUCUCUGGGAUUCUUUUCUCUUAUACUCAAAUUAUCUCCUCUGUUUUGAGAAUUCCAUCAGCCGGGGGAAAGUAUAAAGCUUUUUCCACCUGUGGGUCCCACCUCUCAGUUGUUUCCUUAUUCUACGGCACAGGUUUUGGGGUGUACAUUAGUUCCGCAGUUACUGAAUCUCCCAGGAAGGUUGCAGUGGCUUCGAUAAUGUACACUGUGGUUCCUCCAGUGCUGAACCCCUUUAUCUACAGCCUGAGGAACAAGGACAUGAAGGAUGCCUUGAGAAAGCUCAUCGCUAAGAUAACUUCUCUUCUGUGA
Messenger RNA from Propithecus coquereli (Coquerel's sifaka), 939 nucleotides. Its product is annotated as olfactory receptor 7G2-like. Bases 1 to 939 code for a protein of 312 amino acids. NCBI's taxonomy places the organism in Eukaryota, Metazoa, Chordata, Mammalia, Primates, Indriidae. Gene Ontology annotation, molecular function: olfactory receptor activity; G protein-coupled receptor activity. The transcript has a single exon. Gene Ontology annotation, biological process: G protein-coupled receptor signaling pathway. The record is from RefSeq and is a predicted model, not a curated record. Gene Ontology annotation, cellular component: membrane.